CCGCUUACGCCCAACAUUCUAUUCCUCGUUGUGUACUAGUACGUGAGCGUUUGAAGAGUCUCCGUUGGCAGCGAUCAACCAUCAACAUGGCAGUUUAAAGGCGGGUGGCGGCAAUCUGCGCAGCGGCAUCAAACGGGCAGGGCAUCGGCGAAGUGCACUGGCGAUUUUUGGCAAAAUGGCGUCUCUCUUGGCAAUUCCCGUCAGCUUUGCUGCAGUCGACAGCAGUACCGAACGUCUCGACUUGCGAACGUCCCCGCACUCUACCGUAGCCGUCUUACAGCUGACCACGCGUCGCCGCAGCCAUGAUGCUCGCAUUGGAGGCCGUGGAGGCCCUGUGCUCAGGGCCCUCUUUUCUGAUGGCUGACCAUAUGGGGCCCCUUCUGGACCAAGAUGAUGAGGAAGCGCUUUCACCCUCCUCCUCCUCGCUCGGGGGCGAGGUCCCGGGUUCGCCCCCCCUCUCGCUGUCCCUGUCUCCGUACCACACCUUGCUGUCGCCCCCCUCCCCCUCCUUCCUGGAAGACAAGGCGGGAUCCGACGUGACCUCUCUGCCAUGGCUGGCCGCCGGCGACCUGCUCCAUGCCCACGUGGGAGCCGAGCACGCCCAAGACGACGCCUUUGCCGGCAUGGACUGGAUGUCGGAGAAGAUCGACCUGAGCGACUUGGACCUGGAGUCGCUCAUCGGCUCUUGCUCCUCGGACGAGCCCCCCGCAUCGCCCGAGGACCUCGUGGCGUCCCUCCGCUCCCACGUGGAUCUAGACCUGGAGCCCUUCCAUGUGGCCCCGGGGCCUGAAAGUGAUGGGCAGCCGGAGCUGCCCGCUGUCCCCCCCGAGGUGGUCAUGGAGUCGGAGCCACCCGCUGUCUUCGCCGAGGUGGUCAUGGAGUCGGAGCCACCCGCUGUCCCCGCCGAGGUGGUCAUGAAAUCGGAGCCUUGCUCCCCAGGCCCGCCUCGCUCCCCGGGAUUCUCCGAGAGCGACGCAAAGUCGCCCCUCCCGCAGGAGGUCUUCAUCAAAACGGCAUCGCCGCCGUCCAGCGACUGCGACAGCGACUCCGGCAUCGAGUCUUCCGCCGGCUCCCCCCGCGCCAAACCCUACGACAGAUCCGAGCCCCCUUCCGGUUCCUCCUCACCGUCCCCGAAAGCCAAAGUCAAGUCGGCGUCCGGCGCUCCCAAGGUGGUGGAGAAGAAGCUGAAGAAGAUGGAGCAGAACAAAACGGCGGCCACGCGCUACCGCCAGAAAAAACGCGUGGAGCAAGAAGAGCUCAACGUGGAGCGCGAGGCCCUGGAGAGCAGGAACCGAGAGCUGGCCGAGCGUGCCGACGCCAUCAGCCGAGAGAUCCAGUACCUCAAGGACCUGAUGGAGGAGGUCCGCAAACACCACCGCGGAAAGACCAGCGCGGCGACCAAAUAGGAAGACCACCAGAGAGUCUCUACGAGCCGGUCCGCUGUUGGAUCUCCAAACACAGACAGCAGUAAAGAAAAAAAAUUCUGCUUUCAUGUGUAGUUUCAACAGUUGGAUUCCAAAAAGUUCGGCCCAAGGCUCAAAGCCCAUCCCAUCCAUCCAUCCAUCCAUCGCUCGACGUUUAAGCAUAGCUACGAUUGGCUGCUUUUCCAUUCAUUGGAUUCAAAAGGGCUUUUGGAUAGCCACCCAGCCACCCACCUGGCGUUGUUGAAUCAUCCAGCAUCGCUAAUUAACAUUAUAAUCCCAGACAGCCACAAAUUCCCCUUAGCAACCUUCUUCUAGUCCAGAUAAGGGCCUCUAGUGGAUUUCAGUUUUCUUAAGGCUUGCCUGCUUACACAAAAGUGUGCACUGUCCGACGCAAUUUAGGUAGCCGGCGCUCGAUCUUUUCAUUUUGAUUUAAUGCAAUGCGUUGACGUCCCGGCUAGUUGCUGCGCUCUUUUCUUGCCUUGUACAAAUGCUCUGUUGCGUUUUUUUUUUUCUUCAAAUAAACUUUCUCUGUCGCGACUGUUUUCUAAUAAACUUUACUUCAGUUAAGUCUCAA
Molecule: messenger RNA, 1998 nt
Organism: Syngnathus typhle (broad-nosed pipefish)
Lineage: Eukaryota; Metazoa; Chordata; Actinopteri; Syngnathiformes; Syngnathidae
Gene: atf4a
Product: activating transcription factor 4a
Exons: 4
Coding region: 303-1406 (367 amino acids)
Biological process (GO): regulation of transcription by RNA polymerase II
Cellular component (GO): nucleus; ATF1-ATF4 transcription factor complex; ATF4-CREB1 transcription factor complex
Molecular function (GO): DNA-binding transcription activator activity, RNA polymerase II-specific; RNA polymerase II transcription regulatory region sequence-specific DNA binding
Source: RefSeq, a predicted model, not a curated record